Messenger RNA from Colletotrichum truncatum, 3114 nucleotides. RefSeq names its product mitochondrial AAA ATPase. Lineage: Eukaryota; Fungi; Ascomycota; Sordariomycetes; Glomerellales; Glomerellaceae. Gene Ontology annotation, molecular function: ATP hydrolysis activity; ATP binding. Gene Ontology annotation, cellular component: mitochondrial outer membrane. The record is from RefSeq and is a predicted model, not a curated record.
AUGCAUGCAUUAGGGCCACGGGCCCUUGCCUCAGCCUCCCGAGUCUCUGCAUCGUCGAGGUUAGCGUUUUUGGCCGUCAAUCGCCGCCAGUGCCGACAUUUCCACCCAUCUUUCAGGUUACGGAAAGGUCCGCCGGAGACCGGUAGCGGCGCAGAUGACGGGAAGCCCCCGGAGAAGCCGUCAAGUGAGCAGGAUGACAGCAGCAAGAACCAGGAUGGAGUACGGUCCGAGUCGGCUGCGUCAGAAUCGGCAUUUCGUCGUUCGAGAGGCGGCGCGUUCGCCUCUGCGAGAGCGCGCCUUUCGAGACCGCGAGCUACCGACGAGCUUCCGCCCGUGAAGCUCCCGCAGGCCUUCAUUGAUAGCAGCGUUUCGCUUUAUGACCCCGAAGCCCGAAUUAAUACCCUUACGAAUGACCUGUGGCAUCAUCGGUACAUGGGCGCCCGCUGGCACGAUCUAUUGUGGAAGGAUUUAGACCUCGUGUUUAGCCAGGCCUCUUGGAACGAGACAAAGUUGCAGGAUGCGCUGCGCGGUUUGCGCGAGGGCAAUACCGAGCCUGUCGAGAGGAGAAAUCGGAUACUGGCAGAGGCAUCACAGUGGUUGAGCCUCUCCAUCGAUGAGAUGCGGUCAUCAAACAGCCUGCAGAGUUCUCGCGAGCCAUUGCCAACGACCGAGUUCGCCGACAUGCUUCGCUACUCCAACAAAUUUGUCCUGUCCAAUCUUCUAUCUCAGCAUACAAGGGAAACAAACCAGAGCGAUCCGAUUGAACACCAAUCAACCGGCCAAGACAGUGUUCUUCAAUCGCUGGUCGAGCAAUACAUCGAGGAAGGAAAGCCAAAGUCGAGACGUGAUGGACUGCGGUUGUUCGAUCCCAGGAUUCGGGGUGAAAUCGUUACGGCGGUUCGAGCAGAACUUGCGUUGCAACCCGAGGGAGGCAUGGCUGCAAGAGAACUCAAGAGGCCUCUUACUGUUGUCAAUAUUCCGAACUACACCGGGCGAAGCCACACUAGGAAACUGAUGAAACAUGUUGCUUCGUGUGUGGAAGCCGACAUAAUCCAUCUCGAUGCGCAGGACUUGGCUAUACUAGUAGGUGACUAUUUAGGGCAAGACUGUGCCUAUUCUCGAGGCUCAAUUUCGAUGUUGGGUUACAGAGCAGCGGAAAUGAACGGGCGUUUGGCCAAGUCUGAAGAGCCGGCUAAGCCCAGCGAGGACGAUCUCUCAGGGGAGAUUGAGGCGGCCUGGGUUAACCUCAGCGAACACGGAGUUCGAGGAGGCUACAACAGCCCUUUAGAUGACGAGCUUCAAAAAAUCAAAGACGGCGCCAAGGACUAUGUUCUCCCCUCGGUUGACCGCUGGGAGAAUCUGAAAAUCAACGCUGUACUCGAGGAGGUUGCCAACUCAGCUACGAGGAUGACAUUACAGCCGGACCGAAGUCUCAUCAUCCACGUUGACGACUUCGUCGAGCUCAACAUGACGCUCGAGGGAGCUCUCAUCAUCGGCAGAUUGCGUUCCAUCGUUGACACUAUGUGGCGGGCUGGCAAGAGAGUCACACUCGUUGGUACGUCAUCCAACGAGAAUCCCUCUGACCAAUAUGCGACGACACUCAAGGAAAUCGCGGCUGAGGAGUGUGUGAUUCCUCUGCCGUUGAACUUCCAGCGGAUAACCAACGCCAGCAACACAAAGAAAAUCUAUGAAGCCAACGACUAUCUGCAAGAAAACCUACGCAACAUUCAGCACAUGCUGAGGACGAUAGCUGGAAACUCGCCUGACACGAGCAAGCUGCGCAUAGUUGGUGUAUCCAAGUCAUCACCUCCUGAGUACCUCCUCGAUGACACUGAAGGGUCCUACAUGGAGGUGUCACUCGUCCCCCGCGUUCUGGCUACCUCCAUCUUGCCACUCUCUGACGUCUAUCACAUCACUCGACUAUUCUACGCAUGCCAAGGCUCUGUGAGUCCCGAGCAGUCAUGGAGAGUGCUCUUUGAUGUCGUCGAAUCCAGCAGCUAUAGCACCGCCCAGAUGCACCGCCCUCAAGACAAGCCUACACGUUCCAAACCCUCUGUCUCUUCUUCCGAUACCCAACGACCCGAACCCGAGCGUCUCCGUGUAUCGGGCAAUUACAAUGAAUUUGAGAAGAAGCUUCUCAGUGGCCUUGUCAACAGCAACGAGAUCAAGACGACUUUCAACGACGUCCACGCCGACCCCGAGACAAAAUCAGCCCUCAAGCUCCUUACUUCUCUCUCCCUUGUCCGUCCGGAGGCUUUCACCUAUGGCGUCCUUGCUACGGACAGGAUACCCGGCUGCCUCCUUUACGGCCCACCAGGAACUGGCAAAACACUGCUGGCCAAAGCCGUCGCCAAGGAGAGUGGCGCCAACAUGCUCGAAGUCAGCGGUGCGAGCAUUAACGACAUGUACGUCGGCCAGAGUGAAAAGAACGUCCGCGCUCUGUUCUCUCUCGCCAAGAAGCUCUCGCCCUUGGUUAUCUUCAUUGAUGAGGCCGACGCCCUGCUGGCUGCUCGUGGGCAACGCAACCGCGCCGCGCACCGCGAGACGAUCAAUCAAUUUCUCCGCGAAUGGGACGGUAUGAACGACACAAAAGCCUUCAUCAUGGUGGCUACGAACCGACCCUUCGACCUAGAUGACGCCGUGCUUCGUCGCCUUCCCCGGAAAAUCCUUGUCGAUUUACCCCUGAAGCAGGACCGUGCCUCUAUCCUGCGCAUCCUUCUCAAGGGUGAGAACCUCGACGAGUCGGUGUCCAUUGACGACGUCGCCCGCCAGACUGUCCUUUACUCUGGUUCUGACCUGAAGAACCUCUGCGUUGCGGCCGCCAUGACUGCGGUCCAGGAGGAAAGCGAGGAGGCGGCGCGACACACUGGCCCUGAGCUGUACGUGUUCCCGCCAAAGCGAACUCUCAGGAAACAUCACUUCGACAAGGCUCUCAAGAUGAUUGCGGCUAGUGUCAGCGAGGACAUGGACAGCCUCAAGAGCAUCCGCCGGUUCGAUGAGAAGUAUGGCGACGUGAGGUCUAAGAACAGCCAGAAGCGUCGCGGCAUGGGUUUCGGUGUCAUCCCAACUUCGAAUGACGCGGAGGAGGCCAGGGUGCGGCAGGCUGUUGUGUAA